AUGAGUAAGCCAGACGGGCCAGUCCAGCAAGAAGGGAAGCAUGCUGGUUGGAAAGUGGAGAUGAGCCACCAGGUUGCCAGCGGGUCGUUUUCUCUGCUAUUUCUCGACAAUUACACCAACGUUUAUGAAAACAUACAAAACAUCGCGGUUCGGAUCGACCCCGGUGCCGGUAAUGACGACGACGCUCUGCUCGUCAACUGUCACUUCGACAGUCCCGUUGGUUCACCAGACGGGCCAGUCCAGCAAAAAGGGAAGCAUGCUGGUUGGAAAGUGGAGAUGAGCCAUCAGGUUGCCAGCGGGUCGUUUUCUCUGCUAUUUCUCGACAAUUACACCAACGUUUAUGAAAACAUACAAAACAUAGCGGUUCGGAUCGACCCCGGUGUCGAUAAUGACGACGACGCUCUGCUCGUCAACUGUCACUUCGACAGUCCCGUUGGUUCACCAGGAGCGAGUGAUGACGCAGUGAAUUGCGCCACAAUGCUGGAAGUUCUCAGAGGUGCUCAUGCAUUCAUAACCCAACACCCUUGGAGAAAGCAGGCGAAGAUUCUGAUCAACUUGGAAGCCGCAGGAUCCGGAGGCCGGGAAAUCCUGUUCCAAGCCGGUCCGCGUGCUUCGUGGCUCGUGGAGAUAUACAAGCAAGCGACUUCGUUUCCCGUGAGUUCGGGGUUUUGGCAGGAUAUUUUUGACACCGGCGCGAUUCCGAGUGAUACGGAUUUCAGGAUAUUCCGAGACUACGGAGGAAUGUCCGGUCUGGAUAUAGCGUUCGUGAAAAACGGCUACGUGUACCACACGGAAUACGACGAGGAAAAACGAAUCCCCGCGGAAACCGUGCAAAGAAUCGGCGAAAAUCUUCAUAAGCUCAUUUUAGCACUCGGAAGCGCGGAUUGGCCUCGGGAUAACGCGGAUUCCCUGAGAGUGCACUUUGACUUCGCCGGUCUCUACCUUCUCACGUACGGAUCAACUGUAAGACACCUGCUCACCUUACUCGCAUUCCUGGCGACAGCAUUCCUCAUGAAGAAUCACGCCAUCUCCGGUCACCGGCGUUUGAGUGUGUACGCGAAGCAAGUCGUCGUGUCCACGACCGCAGUGCUGUUGUCCUGGGCUUGCGGGGCAAUCGCCAAUGUUUGCGUUGCCGGGCUUAUGGCCAGCUUACACACGACCAUGGCUUAUUACGGCUCCAUGUCUUGGAUAGUGCCCUUGUAUGUGGUGCCGGCGUGGGGCGCGAUGUCGGCUUGCCAGCGACUCGUUUCCGAGUGGCAAGCUGGAAAGCAUUUCGGAAGAAGCUACCAUACCAUCGACGCGGGUUCCAACGACACCCUCGAGAAGCAGGACAGCGGGUUCUGGACCCCGGUUCUCGACUGGAACACACCCACCGCCCUCUACGAAGCAGUUCCCCAAAUGCGACGAGCUGAGAGAUCCAACCUAAAAGAAGAUCAUUGUCAAAAACGACUGUGGUGUCACGCUCCGUACCUCAUCCCCGCCAUUAAUCUCGCACCUACAUCGGUUAUCGUUCACGCGCCACCGCCGACAAUAAAAGUGCGGAUGAAAAUGCAGCAUUUCCGGGAAAUUCACGAGCAGCGGAACAUCAAAACGAUCAAUUACACAACGAGCCUCACAAACGGGCCGGACCACAUCGCGAUUGUUGUAUCGCCAACCAGUGGAUGGAAGAUCGCGAGAUGGUCCUUCCACGAAACAGUAACGGCAUCUCUUGCCGACCCGCUCAACGGCCAACCCAAUUAUUACGUUUUUUAUUCGCACGGUCUACCUCCAACAACACCACUGGUAUUCUGGAUUCAGAUACAGCAAACGGGAGAAGAAAAUCAGGGAUCGGAGGAUGUAAAAUUGGAGAUGCUCAUUAUCAGCAGUUAUCAACACGGAGCUCCUCUGAACGACGCGAAAUUCCAAGAAUAUCGACGUCAAUUCCCCGACUGGGCUCUGACGAUUCCGUCCGCAGCGACGAUCGAUGUGAUAAGAAGACAUUAA
Messenger RNA from Notodromas monacha, 1983 nucleotides. The record is from the annotation of a GenBank genome assembly. NCBI's taxonomy places the organism in Eukaryota, Metazoa, Arthropoda, Ostracoda, Podocopida, Cyprididae.